ACCGUCCUCGUAUUUACCCGUGGUGCAGUACCGCGCGCCGAUACAACACCGUGCGAAUUUCGUCCGCGGGAAUAAAGGGCCGCCCUCGCGCUCGCGUCCGCGCGUGCCGCCACGUCACCCAGCUUCAGCCAAGUGGUAAGUAACAGCGAUACAAAAUUUACCGAGUGCCUGAAACGCCGUGCGCGAACGAGCGCGUCCACGCCCGUGCGGACGUUCUGACGGUGGCGUCGUCUCGGUACGGGCCCGCGCAAGGAACGAGUCCGACCGCAGCGACGAUAUUACCCGCGGAGAGAGAGAAAGAGAGAGAGAGAGAGAAUUGUGUGUGAAUAUGUGUGUGUGUGUGUCGCUAAUGAACAGACAGAUGGACAGACGGACGAGAGAUAGAGAGAGAGAGAGAGAGCGAGAGAGACGCCGUAUGCGUGGAUGAAAAAAGGAAAGGGAGAGAGAAAGAGAGAAAGACCGACGUAGCGCGCGCGUGUAUGAGAAUGCUCCACCGAGCGAAGUGAGCGAGUGAAUGCGCGGCGCCGUUAUUAUCCGCUCCGCGACUGAUGCUCUCGCGCGUUCGGCUUGUCACGCUUGUGCGGCACUUCCGCCCGACCGUGGACGAGCGUCCGCCGUCGGACCCGCGUUCUCGAAAAUUGCCCUGGAGCAAGACGGAAACAACGCGGGCGCAUACAGGCAGUGCGGUGGCUGCAGCCGACACCAUUUCCGCGCCGUGGACCCCCGCGAGUUCCGGGCCGCCGCCCGACGCCAACGGCUCCGGCUCGGAUACGAAGAACCUCGACGUUGGCGAAAUUAGUGAUGACGAGAAGGACCUGUCGGCAGCGGAUGCGGAGGGUGUAUGGUCGCCGGAUAUCGAACAGAGCUUCCAGGAAGCUCUUACCAUAUAUCCGCCAUGCGGUCGACGCAAAAUCAUCCUUUCCGACGAAGGGAAGAUGUACGGUCGCAACGAGCUGAUCGCCCGUUAUAUCAAAUUGAGGACCGGUAAGACGAGAACGCGAAAGCAAGUAUCUUCGCAUAUACAGGUUCUCGCGAGAAGAAAACUCCGGGAAAUACAGGCAAAACUUAAAGUGGAUCAUGCCGCCAAGGAGAAGGCACUCCAGACAAUGUCGAGCAUGUCAAGCGCCCAAAUAGUAUCAGCUGGAAGCGCGAUACACAACAAGAUGCCCCCCGCCCUCGUGGGGCCCCUUGCCCUUCAUGCUUCCACCCCUGUCUCCUAUCCCGGAGCGCAAUUUUGGCAGCCAGGCCUGCAACCAGGAACGUCCCAGGAUGUUAAACCCUUCCCUCAACCUGCCUACACCGGGAAACCAGCGACAGCGGUCUCGAGUGGUGAUUUGGUCCAAGCGCAGCCUGCACCACCAUGGGAAGGACGCGCCAUCGCGACCCACAAGCUUAGGCUUGUUGAGUUUUCGGCCUACAUGGAACAGCAAAGAGAGCAGGAGGUUUAUCACAAACACCUGUUCGUCCAUAUAGGAGGUUCCGCGACAUACGCCGAUCCGUUAUUGGAAGCGGUCGACGUUAAACAAAUAUACGACAAAUUCCCGGAAAAAAAGGGCGGUCUCAAAGAACUUUACGAUAAGGGACCGCAAGCAGCUUUCUUCCUCGUUAAAUUUUGGGCUGAUCUCAAUAGCAACAUCCAAGACGAAAGUGGAGUAUUCUAUGGUGUCACAAGCCAGUAUGAGAGCAACGAGAACAUGACAAUAACGUGUUCAACGAAAGUAUGCUCCUUUGGAAAACAGGUAGUGGAGAAGGUGGAAACGGAAUAUGCCAGGUUUGAGAAUGGCAGGUUUGUUUAUCGUAUUAGCCGUUCACCUAUGUGCGAAUAUAUGAUUAAUUUCAUCCACAAACUGAAGCACCUGCCAGAGAAGUACAUGAUGAACAGCGUUCUCGAAAAUUUUACCAUUCUCCAGGUUGUCACGAACAGGGAUACGCAGGAAACAUUAUUAUGUACGGCAUAUGUGUUCGAAGUAUCGACAUCUGAACACGGUGCUCAGCAUCACAUAUACAGAUUGGUCCAAGACUAGCCUGCUUGAACCUGCUCGCCAUGCAGCCAUCCACCCCCAUCAGUGCCUACCAUCACAUAAAAAUCAUCCAUACACGUAUACACACACAUUAUGAAAAUAUAAUAAUAUACACGCAGCCGAGUUUCUCUAUUCUAAAGGGAUUGAGCAUUUCUUCUAAUUUUUUCGUCAGUUCCCAUUUUCAUUUUAAAAAAUAGGAGCAGAUUGGAAAUGUUGUUUCACUCUAUCUUUUGUUCAUUUCUCACUAUUAUUAUUAUCUUGAACAUUAUGUAAUGAAUAUGGAUAAAAUAUAGAGAAAAAUGAAUAAGAUAUAUAGAAAACAACAAGCAGCAGGGUAAAAAAAGAAAUUUAGUUUAGGGAAAUCAGUUGAUUUAGAAUAGAAGAAAAUUUAGAAUAGAGAAAUUUGAUUGCGCGAUAUGUUGCGUGAAUAUGUGGGUGUAAAAAUGCUUACACUUAUACAGAAAUAUUUUCGCGUCCAUAGGUGAGUUUCGAUGGAAAAUAUUCGGUCGAUAAUAUUGCGAAAAUUAUUCUAUAAACAGGUGUAAAUAUUGGGUAAAUAAUAGAUGUUAUAAAACAUCCUCUAUAUAUAUAAAAUCUGAAUGAAUUAAAAUGGUGCAUUGCAUACGUUUUUUUUUCUUUUGCAUUGAGAUUUUGUAGGCAAAUCUUUUCUUGUGUAAUGCUAAUCUUAUAAAUUUAAAUUUUAUAAAAAAUACGUUUUUCCAUUUCAAAUUAGUUGUAGAGAAAUAUCAGAGAAUAAAAGAAAUAAAUCCCGGAUAUUUUAACGGAUUAUGAACCGGCUGUGCAUGCUAAGGAAUUAAAUUAAAGAUGAGAAAAUUCUAAGUAUUGUAUAAUAAAUAUUAUAAAUAUCCUAAAAAGUCUAAUUUUUAUCCUCAAAUUUGAGUGUGUCGUAACGUAAAAUAAAAUUAAUGGAAUGUGUUUUGCGAACGUUUUCCGUGAAACUCCUUAACAAGGACUCAACAAAUAUAUGUACACAUAUAUGAUAAAGUACUGGCCAGCCCGAGCUUGAGUUUGAUUCAAAGUUUAUACUUUUAGUAACUUAUAUUGGAUCAAUAUAUAUAAUAUAUGUAAAAUAUUUGACAUGGUAUAAAAGAAUCUUUUUACUGGACAAUGUCUUAGAUAUCAUACAGUUAUAAAUUAUAUAGUGAAAUAGAGAUUAAAGUAUUUGUCAUAUAUAUUUUAUGAUCUUAAUCAUCGUUCCAUUUAUUCGGCGUUUCAGUGAACUCGUCGAUUAAUCUUAAUAAAAAGGAUCGAUUUUAAUAAAGAGAAUAUAUUGUAAUAAAUUAAUUUAAAAUUGACAAUAAAUUUUGGUAUAAAACUACAUAAAGAGAUAUAAGCAUGCUACAAAAACAAAAAAAAAGAAAACAAAGAAACAGACUCUGAUCUCGGAAAGGCAUGGUACUCCAACAUUUGAUUUAGUAUUAUAGUUUUAUUAUUAAAUUAGACAAUAUAUUAUAGAGACUCGAGACAAAAACAUCCACAGAUAUACAUAUAUUACGUAUAAGAAUAUAUAUGUUAAAUAUUAAUGCAAUGAUUACGAUUUACAUUGUUAUAAAUGAUCGUGUAUAAAGUUAUCUAAGUUUUAAAAGAAAUGGAAGUUUGACCGAGAGAUAUGCCAUUAUGAUUUUUUUAUGUAAUAUGAAAUAUAAUUAAAUAUAUUGUUUUUAAUUAUCAGAAUUGAGUCAGGGGAGCAUAAAAAAAAAGAAAUAUCCGUAUACUGCGUUUCUUUAAGCUUUGUCACAGAACUGCUUUUCGCAUCAUGCAAAAUUCUCUCUGAGUGAAAAUCUAUGUUGCUGCAAUUAUUAACUUUCUAUUAUUUUUUACGUUUCUAAAAUAUCAUAUUUUAAAACGCAUUUGUGGCUAAUGUGCAAACCCAGUCUGAUUAGGCAGCGACACUUAGGUUAAAGGGAUGUGUUUGUAUUUCUUAUAAUCACCUUAUUUUGUAUUUUAAGAUCAUUUUCUAUAAUUCCUUACUGAUGAUGAUUUUUCUUACUUAGCGUAUUUUGUUUGUUUUUAUCUUUCUACACUCUUACAAAGCGAUAUACCAGAUCGAUAUACAUCGAUAUACAUCGAUUAUAGAUGGAAGGCCACCAUCAUAUAAGUUGUAACUAUGUGAUAAGGACUUCGAUUACUCUAAAACUCGUUCUUGGCAUUUUUUUAUCAGGAGUGCAUUGAAAUCGAUCUUGAAGAAUGUAAUAAGACAUACGACAAUUUCAUAGUGGCUUGAAACGUCGAUAUUCAAAUUACAAUACAUCGUUCGAUUGUUUGAUUUCAUCACUCUUUAAAUCUCUGUAAGUUAAAAAUAUUUUUUAAAGCAUUGAUAUAAGAAGAUACAAUAACUUGUUGCAAAAAAAAAGAAAUAUUUCGUACUUAAUAAUAUAAUUUACAUGUUACGCAUACAUGGACCAUAGAGAACUUACAUACAGAGAUUUUUCAUGAACUUAGUGGCAAUUGUUUAAACAAGUAGAGGACCAUAUCUUGCAGUUUAUUUUAUUUAAUUGCAUCUCAAAUAUAUAGUAAAAACUAUAUUUAAACAUUUACACAAAAUUAUAUAUAUUAUAUAUAUAAUAUUUUAUAUAAAUUAUAUAAAAUACUUUAUAUAUAUAAAAUUAUAUGUAAAUGCACAAGAUGGUUUUUACUUAUUUUUUAAUUCAAUCUGUUGUGUUUCCAGAACAGGACUUGCCUAUCAAGCAGUAAAUAUAAACAUAAGCAAGAAAAGGUCGUGUAUAUUUUAAUAAGAUAAUAUUAUUUACUAUAUUCUUACUUUAAUUAACUUUUACGGAACAAGUGGCAAUGUAUUUUGAUCUCUUUUAGUCAGAAAUAUGUCGCUUUUUAUUUGGGGUGAGAAGUGAAUUUACUAUAUGGGUUGACUGGAGUAGAAAGGAAUUUAUGUUUAAUCGAUAUGUGAAUGUGUUUUUUAACUGGCAGCUUUUAUAUGUUUUACCGUUUCAUUGUUACCGUUUUUCUUUUUUUUCCCCCAUAUAAACUCGGUAUCUAUUUGAAAGUAUCUCUUGGAAAUAAUAGAAGUAAAAAUAUGAAAGAAAAUACAUAAGAGAGUAAUUCUCUAUAGUAAGAAUCCUCGUUUGUUUAUUUAUAAGUACAACUUUCAAAAUUGAUUAACGACAGUAUUUCUUUCAAAUGGAUACUAGCCAAUAGUAAUAUUCAUCAUUGCAUCAUAUCGUUUUUAUUAAAUAUAUCUUUUGUCAAUAUGUUAAUUGUGAUUUAGCAAAAUCGUUUGCAUAUCAAAUUGUAACCGUAACCACGGCCAUGUUAUAUAUGAAUGAGUUUUUUUGCAAUACUUUGCUUGUUAAUAAUUAUCAAAAUCAAAGUUUUCAACUUUACAACUGCAGUAAUUUCAAUAAAUAUAACAUAACAUUCUAAUUAUAAUUAUAUUUAUAAAUCCGUGUUCAGAACGUGCUUAUAAAGGUGCAUUAGCAUGACUUUUUGCCAUUCUAUGUUUUAUGUCUAAUGAACGAUAAAAGUAGAAUGAUAAAAAAAGUGUGUUACAUCUUUAGAAGCGCAUUCUGGAUAAGGGCUAUAAUGAAUAAAACAAUGUCUCGUGGUUACAUAUCGAAUUAGUAAUGCAUUGUUUCUAAAAUUACGCAAUAUUUUUAAAAGAUUCUCACAGGAAUUCAGUUCGGUCGUGUAGAUUUUUAUUUUAUAUGAAAAUUUAAAAACAGGUGGAACGAGUAUGAAAUUAAGAAAAAGGAGCACCGAUACUAAUAUUAUUGACAUUUACACAUAAUGAUUUUAAAGUAAGCGAAUUACAUUUAUAAGGAAAGAUUAUAAAAAUAUAUAUUUAUCUAUGUCUUCUGUGAAGAUAGAAAAUAGUACUCUCUCACUCUAUAUUGAUGAUAUCGAAAAUCGAGGUCCGAUAAAAAGAUACAAAAUGCAGAAGUAGAUUAAGGAAAAGAAAAAAAAAGAGACAACUCGCACUGUACACAAUACGAUCGAUCGAUUGACUCAGAUUUGUUAAAUAUCUUUGUAUAUAUUUACAUGAAGACCAUGAGAAAUUGUUCAAGUUCCAGCGCAGCUACAUUUUUGUAAUAAGUACUCUCGUAAAAAAAAACAAAAACUGUUUUGGUUGCAGCUCGCUAUGAAUCCAGUUCCAUAAUUCGAAAUUAAAGUAUGCAAAAAAAUGUCUUAAUAUUUUCAUAGAGAUCUAUUAUUUUCUUAUAAAAUUGAACUUUGAUACAAAAAAGAUAGAUCUAAUCUUCAUUAAUUUAAUUUUUAUUUAUUUAAGUUAGUAACUUAUACUAACUUAUUAAAUAGUUAUAUGUUUAUAAACUAUAUAUUUACUGAUAAAAAUUAAGAAUUGAAAGAAUUACUGAAUUAUUCGAUAUAUUUUAUUUACUCUUUGUAUUUCUAAUCAAUUAGAUACACAUAGAUACACAUAGAUAAGUAAUUAAAAUAUAUUUAUAAAGCAGAAUAUCUUUUAUUUUAUAAAACAUAUAUUCGUCUUAAAUCCAAUCUUUUCUCUAUGAAAAUAUUAAUUACAACAUACAAUCGGCCAGAAUUCAACUAAUUUCAGAAAUUUACAUCUCUAUAAAAUUCUAUUCAUAUCCUGGAACUGCCAUAUCAAAGAAUUGAGCUUGAUUGUAAAAAUGACUAAAAAAUAUUAAUCGGAGAAAAAACAAAAGGAUCUACCUGUAUAUUAUUAUCAUAAAUGAAACGAAAUGAGGAUCAAAGUAGUUGUUUUAACGAAUAAAUGAAAAAUAAAUAAAUAAAUGAUAUAUCAUUAAAUUAGAAGUUUAAAAAUAUAAUAGAACUCAGUAUAUGUACAGUAUUUGAAAAACAUGUUUAUAAUUUGUAUGGAGAAAAUAAAUGAUUGAUAUAAAAAAA
This is a messenger RNA of Monomorium pharaonis (pharaoh ant), 6881 nucleotides long. It is a transcript of the gene scalloped, whose product is annotated as transcriptional enhancer factor TEF-1. The coding region runs from base 549 to 2024 and encodes 491 amino acids. The transcript has 9 exons. NCBI's taxonomy places the organism in Eukaryota, Metazoa, Arthropoda, Insecta, Hymenoptera, Formicidae. The record is from RefSeq and is a predicted model, not a curated record. Gene Ontology annotation, biological process: embryonic organ development; regulation of transcription by RNA polymerase II; hippo signaling. Gene Ontology annotation, molecular function: RNA polymerase II cis-regulatory region sequence-specific DNA binding; DNA-binding transcription factor activity, RNA polymerase II-specific. Gene Ontology annotation, cellular component: transcription regulator complex.